CUGCUCGACUCCCUGAACGCUCCGGACGCAAUGAACCACAUGAUUUCCUGGAAAGUCCCUCUCUGAGAAAUGAAACUGGUCGAUUUCGGGGCAAACAUUAAACUUCCUGCCAGCACCGUGUGUUUUUGCCCGGGCAGGGCAUCACAGGCAGGAUGGUGGGCUGCAGUCCGUGCCGGCUGCUCCCAGAAAAGAUGUCUUGGAAGAGGUGUAGCGCCCUGGCCUUUGGGGUAGCUGUCUUGGUGCUGUCGGCGGUCCUCACCUUCUUGUUCUGCCAGCAAGUCGUGGGUUCCGUGGUGGCAAUGAACUGCUCGGUGGGGCUGGCACAGCUGGAGGAGGCACUGGCCAACACCAACCAGUCCCUCACCGAAGCCCGCGGGCAGAGGGAUGACUGCAGGAAGAGGCUGGGUAUGCUGGAGGGGAAAUCCUUGGAGCUGGAGCAGGCACUCGCCAAUAUAACCCAGCUGCAAGAGGAGAACAAGGCGCUCAAGACAGAGGUGGCCCAGCAGCAGAGGCAGCUGCAGGACCUGCAGAGCAGCAGGGACAAGCUCCAGCUGCAGAACCAGCUCCUGCAGAACCACCUGCAGGACAUGAAGAGACAGCACUCAGGUGGGAACAGGCUCUCGGCAGUGUCCCUCAGCCUCCUGGCUCUCCUCCUCCCCGGGAUGCUCCUCCUGUGAGCCCACAGCAGCAGGAACAUGGGCCCCAAUGAUUCCCCAUCCCCUGAUGUGGGAUGAGGAGGGACCGUCCUCAUCCAGCCCAGUUGUCUGGGGGUGGCAGCGGGCACAGUGCCCACUGCAGGAGCCCACUGCCCACUCAGCCCUGCCUCCUGCUCACCCCUGCCCUAGGACUGCCUCUGGCCACUGGCCAUACCUCCCUGCACUCUCUGGUAGCCAAAUCCACCCAGUUCACCAUGGGGCAUUCCAGGGAGGUGAUUUCCGUCCAGGCACCAGGGGCUGUGCCCAGGACGAGGGAGAGGACAGGCCGGGGCUGCAGGGGACAGAGACAUGGCAGGGCUGCCCUGAGGCCUCUCCAUAGUUAAGUGAUUUUUAACCGAUUUGUAAUAAAACCUUAUUGAAAAACCAGCAUUUUGUUGCUCCAGCACUUCUUGGGGACCUGGAACCCUGACCCUGUUGCACAGCAGGGGCAAGGGGGUGAUGCAGAAACCCCCCAGGCAGACAGCAGCCUCAGCAUCCCUGACACCCACUGGACCCCAACUGCAUCCCCGCUUCUCCCUGCAGCUGUCACCCAUGGUCAGGCACAGGGACAGAGCACCCUCCCACCUCCAGCACAAACAAAUCUAUUCUGGGCUGUGACCUGUGAGAAACCGCAGCCCAAAGCGGUGUUUGGUGAGAAAAAACCCACAGGCGGCAAUUACAGCAACCCAGGGAGUGACCUGACCCAGGGACACUGGCACAUCCCGGGCAGGCACCGCUGGAGCGGGCGAGCAGCCCCAUGUCCCCCUCCGGUAUGGACCCCGCCGUGCCCAAAGCCACCCUGAAGGUGCUGGGGCUGUGUGCGAUGCUGCUGGUGCUGGUGGCGGCGGUGACGGUGGCGGUGGCAGUGAUGGUGUGGCGUUCAGAGGCAGUGGGGAAGCUGCAGGGCUGCCGGGAACAGGCGGCCAACGAGAGCCGGGAGCUGGGGAACCGCGUGGCCGAGCUGGAGCAGGAGCAAGCCCGGCUGCAGCGGGCAGCGGUGGCGGGCGCACAGGCAGAGGAUGCUCUGCGGCAGGAGCUCACCCAGGCCCGCGGUGAUGGCAAGAAGCUCAAUGCCAGCCUGGCAUCCUGCUGGGAGCGGGCGGCCAGGCUGGAGGCCAAUGUGACAGUGCUGGGGGACAAGGUGCUGGCCCUGCGGCGCGAGCGGGCUGAGCUGGCCCGUGACAAGGCAGCUCUGCAAGGUGAGCUCCAUGCCCCCACAGCAGCAGCGUGGGGCGCAGGUCUCCGUCCCCAUUCCCCCCCAUGCAAGGAGCCCCAUGCCAUUCCCCCAGCCACGUGCCCUUUGGGGACAAUGCCCAGCAGGGCAGGCUCUGGUUUGGGGUGUGGGGGUUUGGGGUGUCAGGGGUUGGGGUGUACGUGUGACCCCGCUGUCCCCUUCAUCCUGCAGAGGAGCUGGCGCAGGGCGAGGCGCAGGUGCGGGGGCUGCGGCAGCAGCUGGAGGAGGCAGCAGAGCAGCAGCGAGCGCUGCAGGCACAUGGGGAGCAGUGCGAGGCCCGGCAGAGAGAGCUUGAAGCCACCCUGUAAGGUCCUUGUCCCCUGCCACAGGCUGGGCACUCCAGAACAUCUACCCCCCCAACCCAGCCCAGCCCCUCCAUCACCCUGCCCUGGCCCCCCCUCCCCACGGAGACCCUCCAUCGUCCCCCCAGGCAGAGACACCCCCUCACACGUCUCCGCUCUACCCGCAGACGGGACUACGCGGCUGAGGUCGACGUGCUGCGGCGGCGGAUGAGGGACCGAGCAACUGGGCGCAGGUGCCCCCCGUCCCGGUACUUUCUGUGGGUGCACAGCUAGGGGAGGGGCCCGGCCUGGGGAGGGGGCUUCACCAGUGUCACCAGUUUGAGUGCUCAUGGGCACGCUUGCCGGCAUGUGCCAUUGUCACCGGUGUCCCCAGGGGAGCAGGACCCGGGGGCUGUGGAGGGAUUCACUCCCUGCAUUCCCCUCUUUUGCAGGAAAGGCUGAAGCCCCGCAGCCCCCCGUCCCCGGAGGCUGGGGCCGGGCCCCCCCGCCCCGCUGAGCCCAUCAUUCCCAGUCCCACAGCGCCCCUUAGCACUGGGACCCAGCAGCGGCUCAGCCCGGCCGCGUCCGACCGGAGCCAGCGCGUCCAGGCGAAGGAUGCUGGUGGGCACCGCCUGUCCCGAUCCCACCGCGUGUCCCGACCCUGCCGUCUUGCCAUGAUGCUGCCCUGUGUCCCAGCCCUGUCGUGCUUCCCGAUCCGGCUGUGUGUCCCGAUCCUGUUGUCGUGAUGCUGCCUUAUGUUCUGAUCCCGCCGUGUGUCCCGAUCCUGACAUCUUGUCAUGAUGCUGCCCUGUGUCCUGAUCCUGCCGUGUGUCCCAGUCCCACUGUGUGUCUCGAUCCCACUGUGUGUCCUGAUUCUGCCAUCUUGUCGUGAUGCUGCCAUGUCCCGAUCCUGCUGUAUAUCCUAAUCCUACCCUGUGUCCCAAUCCCACCGUGUGUCCUAAUCCUGCCUUCUUGUCGUGACACUGCCCUGUGUCCCGAUCCUGCUGUCCCGAUGCCAGUGCUGCAGCUGGGCCGGAGCAGUCAGCCAUCCAGCUUGUGGGCAGUGUUAGCUCAGCCAGGGAACGGUUUCCCCACCGGCUGCUUGGGGCUGCUGUAACCAGCUCCAGGGUUUAGUGCCAUGUUCCCGGUGCACUCCAGAAACUGGGAUGACUGGGCAGGCAUUUGGGCAAUAAAGGCUGCUCUGCUCACUGGGUCGUCCCUCUGUUCCCCCUGAGCCCAGCUGUCCCCUCGAGCCCAGCUGUGCACCCCCAAUUCCAGCUAUCCC
Molecule: messenger RNA, 3495 nt
Organism: Falco peregrinus (peregrine falcon)
Lineage: Eukaryota; Metazoa; Chordata; Aves; Falconiformes; Falconidae
Product: coiled-coil domain-containing protein 194-like
Exons: 5
Coding region: 1453-2442 (329 amino acids)
Source: RefSeq, a predicted model, not a curated record